Messenger RNA from Acanthisitta chloris (rifleman), 1631 nucleotides. RefSeq names its product family with sequence similarity 178, member B (gene FAM178B). Gene Ontology annotation, cellular component: site of double-strand break; nucleus. NCBI's taxonomy places the organism in Eukaryota, Metazoa, Chordata, Aves, Passeriformes, Acanthisittidae. The annotation marks the transcript as partial. The record is from RefSeq and is a predicted model, not a curated record. Gene Ontology annotation, biological process: protein localization to site of double-strand break; positive regulation of double-strand break repair; DNA damage response. The transcript has 15 exons.
GUGCUAAAAAUGCAAAAGCCAUGUGCAAAAAUGUGGAAGUGGAAGUAACCAGCUUAAAGGAAAGUUCACAUUUAAAUCCAAAUUUGGUUUGUACAAUUGAGCAAAACAAGACCAUAACAGACUUCUUCAAGCCAACUUUAAGCCAAGACAUUGGCCAUAAAGACAGAAUUGUGCUGUGCUCACCUGAGAGGGCAAGUGUAAAAGAUGCAGGAAUGGGACUGUCAGUUUUACAUGCUGAAGGCUUUGAAAGGAAAAUAUCUUCUCCUAAGAAGCUUUCUAAGACUCCUGUUGUUAGCCAAGUAUCAUAUGUGAACAGCUUAGAACAUCUCUUGAAGGAGAAAGAAGAAUCUAGAAGGGUAGAUGAACUAGAAAAGCGGUUACAGGAAGACAUGCAAAGAAAGGACACUGCUUCAGAUGGAGAAAAUGAGGAGGAUGCCAGUGGAGAUGAAGAUCUCUCAGAAGAACACAGGAUGUUUAUAAGGAGAUUCUCAGUAGUAGCUGAUGCCAUACCUGACUACCACCCUGGAGAAGAUAUAUUUGAUUUGUCAGCCUCUGGGAAAAUCUUCAAUCAGCAUAACCUUGACUUAAGGAAUUUUCACUUCAUCCCUCAAAAUCCUAUAGAAAAGCUGCUCCUUAAUUCUGGAGUAACACAGCAGCUUUCUUUAGCUGUUAAUGGUUUUCUGAGUUCUGCUUACAGCUGUGUAUUGUGUCCCAUACCAAUUCUAAGGUGGCUUUUCCAGAUGAUGUCUAUUCAUCCUGACUAUUGUGUUUCCACCCAGAUUUUAGACAGACUGAUGGAGAUAACACUGAAAAAUGCUUCCAUCAGUGAUGAACAGUUUAAACCAUGGAUUCCUUCAUUAGCUGAUGUGUCAGCUGUUCUUGUCAAUAUGGGAGUUGCGUUUAGAUCUCUCUUUCCAUUGCGGCAUCUUCAGCCCAACUUUAAUGAGUAUGAUAUUUUAAGUCAGGUGCAAGAAACUGUGAGACAACAACAGCCAAGAGGAGAGGUAGCCUCUGCCAGUCCAGCCUUCUCCCGUCUACUUGAAAACAACUUACUUAAUGUGAUUAAGUUUCUAGGUUUCUGUACAGCAGUAAUUCAAGGUGGAUACACUGAUCAGGAGAUAUAUCUGCUGCUUUUACUGCUGUUUAAAAUAAGUUUGGAGAAACGGUUAAAGCAAGUUCCUUUGAUAGACUUUCAGUGCCUUUUUGUAAAGCUUCUGAUGAAUAUAAAAGACUGGGAUACAAAGAUGCCUGAGCUCUGCCUGGCGGUGAGUGAACUCACCAGUCAUCACCAUAAUCUCCUGUGGCUAGUUCAGCUGGUGCCUAACUGGAUUCCACGUGGAUGGGAAGUAAGAAGACGUCUUAGCCUGGUAAUAAUUUCAAAGCUUCUUCAUAAAAAGCUUAUAGAAAUACCUGAUGACAGUGACAAGCAGAUGUCUCUUCUGCAUCAGUUUCUGGUGUAUAUGAAACCUUCUAAUCUGCUAAUGAAGAUGGGAGGAGGACUGGAGGAGCAGAAUACCAGUAGAGACCACCUGAAUGCAGAACUAGAACAGGAGGUAUACUACUUAAUCUACAUCCUCCUCCAUCUGGUUAGUGAAGCCAGUUUCUUUGAUGUUGUAAAGUCUAAUCAAAGG